AGUUGGAAUUAAAAGCUGCUUGUCGGGAGUCGGGGCGGGCGGGCGCGCGCUGGGCGGAGCAGGCUCGGGCGGGCGUCUUUCCGAACUUUUGUUUGGAAGGGGUUGGUGCGCGAAAGAGGCGGAUUUUUAUGCCCCUGGCUCCGCGUUCGGCGGUGCGAGAGCGCGGGAGGUCCCGAGUGCCCCCCUCCCGCGUGUCGGGCCCCCGGAGCCCCCCUCCCGCGGGAGACGGGCGAGGGAGCGAACGACCCCGGCGCCUGGGCAUGCGGGGCGGCCAGCCCGGCGCUGUUGCUUAAGCCGAGCGAGCGAGAGAGACCGCCGGAGAGGGAGACAAGACGGCCAUGGACGUCGGCGGGCAGCCCCAACAGGCGCCGUCGGCGGCGCAGCCCCAGCCGUCGCAGGCGCAGCCUACGGGGCAAGCCUCGCCGCCGGCGCCUCAGCCCGGCGGGGGAGCCGUAUCGGGGCCUCCCCCGGCCGGCCAUCAAGUCGUCCACGUCCGGGGCGAUUCGGAGACGGACUUGGAGGCCCUCUUCAACGCCGUCAUGAACCCCAAGGGCGCCAACGUCCCCCACACGCUCCCGAUGCGGCUCCGCAAACUGCCGGACUCCUUCUUCAAGCCUCCGGAGCCCAAGGCCCACUCCCGCCAGGCCAGCACGGAUGCAGGAACGGCGGGCGCCCUCACUCCUCAGCAUGUUCGCGCUCACUCUUCUCCAGCUUUGUUGGGAACAGUUUCUCCAGGUGCACUUACUCCAUCUGGCGUAGUUCCUGGAGGUACACCCUCUCAGCAUCUCCGUCAAUCAUCUUUUGAAAUCCCCGACGAUGUGCCCCUACCACCAGGUUGGGAGAUGGCAAAGACACCUUCUGGCCAGAGAUAUUUUCUGAAUCACAUUGACCAGACAACAACAUGGCAGGAUCCAAGGAAGACUCUCCUUUCCCAAAUGAAUGUUACAGCUCCUACAAGCCCUCCAGUGCAGCAGAAUAUAAUGAAUUCAGCAACCGGCCCGCUCCCUGAAGGAUGGGAACAAGCCAUGACCCAGGAUGGAGAAAUUUACUACAUAAACCAUAAGAACAAGACUACAUCUUGGCUAGAUCCAAGACUUGACCCACGUUUUGCUAUGAACCAGAGAAUCAGCCAAAGCGCUCCCGUGAAACAGCCACCGCCAUUGGCCCCCCAAAGUCCUCCCGGUGGAGUCCUGGGAGGUGGCACUUCCAAUCAACAGCAACAGAUAAGACUGCAGCAGCUACAGAUGGAAAAAGAAAGGUUGCGACUGAAGCAUCAAGAACUGCUUCGGCAGGCGUUGCGGAAUAUCAAUCCCAGCACAGCAAAUGCUCCAAAACGUCAGGAAUUGGCUCUCCGUAGUCAGCUUCCCAGUAUGGAACAAGAUGGCACCCAGAAUCGAGUAUCCUCUCCCGGAAUGUCUCAAGAACUCAGAACAAUGACCACAAAUAGCUCAGAUCCCUUUCUUAACAGUGGGACAUACCACUCCAGAGAUGAGAGCACCGACAGUGGCCUCAGCAUGAGCAGUUAUAGUGUUCCUAGAACUCCAGAUGACUUCCUUAAUAGUGUUGAUGAAAUGGAUACAGGUGACACUAUCAACCAAAGCUCCAUCCCCUCCCAUCAGAACCGUUUUCCAGACUACCUUGAAGCCAUUCCGGGGACUAAUGUGGACCUUGGAACACUGGAAGGCGACCCGAUGAAUAUAGAAGGAGAGGAACUGAUGCCAAGCCUACAAGAAGCUUUGAGCUCCGAUAUCCUUAAUGACAUGGAAUCUGUGCUGGCAGCCACCAAGCUAGAUAAAGAAAGCUUUCUGACCUGGUUAUAGGGGCCUCAGGGAGAUGGAAUUGGAAAUCUUUGAAGGAUCUAAGGAGAUAAGACAUGUACCUUUGUUGAGAACAGUAUCAUAAAGGCAUCUUGGCUUAUGAUCAGAGAGGAAAACAUUUACUGAACAAAAUACUUCCGAUUUUAUUGAUCCAAUGUUUUUUUUUUGUCCAAUCGCUGCUGUUAUAUCGCUGACCUCUUUCACAUUGACUCUGAAGAAUUCUGUUGUUUUUUUCUGUUGCAACUACUGUUCAGCAUGGUGGUAAUGGGCAGGGAGAGGAUGGAAAAGUUGGUAUAGUAUAGCUUUUAUUGUCAUUGUACAUCAUGUAUACAACGAAAUGGGUUAGAGAGAGAGAGAGAGAGAGAGAGAGAGAGAGAGACCAGCUAUAUUUCUGGAUAAUGUCUAUCAUUCCUUUUGCCCUGCUUUCUAUUUGCUUGUCCUUUUCUUUGACUAAGGAUGUUGUGGAGCUUCAGCUUUUGUGUAUUGGCAAAAAACAAAAUAACCCUUAACUAGCCCAUCAAGCCAAAAAGGACGUAUCUGAUAAGGGGGGAAGGAGGGGGGGGAAUCCAUACCAAUUUGGGAAUAAAACAUAAAAUGUUUUAUUGUUGGGCACGAAUCAUCAGACAUUUAAGUGUUGGAUACAGUUCUUCAUGCCGCUUGAUCUAUAUUGAGCAAAACGGACACAUGCCAAGGAUGGCUACUGGAUUUUGCCCACUGGCAGCUUCUUAAUUCCCUUAGUUAGCUUGCUCACAUUUUACAGCAUCAUAAAGAAACCCUUUCCUACGAAAACAUGGUUUGUUGCCUCUUUCGCUUGUUUUCCAAAUUUUAGACCUCUUUAAUUAUAGCCGUAGAUUAGAAAAAGAACGUUCUGUUUUGUGUAUUGGUUGUUUUUGUUUUAAUAUUUUUAAAUAGUGAAAUUUUCUGACUUCACCUAGUCUUAUUUAAGUCUGAAUGGAUUUUUUUUUAUACUAAGCUAGUAUAGCCAGUUAAUAUCAAUAGUUCUAUGUUUUGUUUACUGCUUUUAAAAGGAUAACUUUGAAUGUAUUCAUUAGAUUAAAGAGCCUUUGGCUUAAGUUUCACCCCUGUAUCCAGAAUUCAAAGAAACGUCCUCGUCUUACAGAAUUCUUUACCUAAAUGUACUCAUUUGAACAUUAGCCUCACACAUUCUGGAGGAGUUUUUAAAGCUUUUAACCUUGCCAUUUAAGAAUGGCCAACCGUCGUGCUUUUACCCUCAGCUUUGAACACGGUAAACCUUACAUUGAGUUCUUAAUCAAAGGACAGUAUUUGUCAUUGGGGAGCUUUUUAAUGUUGAUGAAAUUGUUGGCUUGAGAAUCAAGUGUCCCCAGUGAAAAGAAAAUGAAGCUUUCCUGUAUACAUAGUUUCAUGAUACUGUCUGCACUGUCAGGUGAGUUUACAAUAUUAGCAACGGGAACACUAAAGUUAAACUAUAUCAAAAGCAUACUGAAAAAUAGGUCCAUUGCACACUUAGAAGACUGUAAAGAUAUGUGAUAGAUGGCAACAUGAGCAUGUAGUUGGCCAUGUAUUUUAGUUGUAGUGAUUAGCACUGAAGUCAAAGAGUGAGUAUAUAUCUAUAAACUUUACUUUUAGCAGGAAUGGUUUAUCCUUAAAGUUGUCUGUAGGAAUUGUGAUAUUCCAAAGAGUAUAUUAAAUGAACAAAAUGGCCAUGUU
This is a messenger RNA of Thamnophis elegans (Western terrestrial garter snake), 3506 nucleotides long. It is a transcript of the gene YAP1, whose product is annotated as Yes1 associated transcriptional regulator. Lineage: Eukaryota; Metazoa; Chordata; Lepidosauria; Squamata; Natricidae. Gene Ontology annotation, biological process: positive regulation of transcription by RNA polymerase II; hippo signaling. Gene Ontology annotation, cellular component: nucleus; cytoplasm. Gene Ontology annotation, molecular function: protein binding; transcription corepressor activity; transcription coactivator activity. The record is from RefSeq and is a predicted model, not a curated record.